AUGUCAGGCAAUGCCGUCCCUUCCACCCCAAGGAAGACCGCCGCGGACGUCGCCUUUGAAUCUAUAGAGGUCAAUCCGGCCGUCGCUUCCGAUUCGAAUGGCCCGGCGAUCCGCCGCAGCAGCACGGGAGAACGUCGGGGCAGCAAAACCCGGCUCAUCGGCUCCUCGCCCGUCACCGAUGGCCUCCAGCAUAGUCUCGGGACGAUCGCACGGCGGGUCAAGAAGUCGGGUGGUUCUAUCCUACAGGCGGCGGUCACCAAUGGCCGAACCAGGUCGCCGGAGAAGAAGGGCGUCGAUGGGAAGCCGACACACGCCAACGGACAACCUUUGGCCCAGAGGAAGACCCCGACCUCACGCCCCGUCGCCGAAAUGACACCGCGAUCUUCUCCCGCGCCGCGCGAUGCCUCCUGUGAUACUCCCUCGCAGUCUGAGAGCGAGAGGUCUCGAGAGGAGCAGCAGCAGCAGCAGCAACAGCCUCCUCUGGCUCUCGAUCCUGCUCAACUGGUUCAGAUGGCUUUGAGUCUCAGUGAGAGCAGGGCACGUAUCACCAGCCUUCCUUUGCGCGCCCCGGCUUCGCAGCAUGUCGGCAAUCGGAUCGUGUCGAUCGGCUCGGACUUUGGAUACAACACCAUAAGAACCCCUCAACGGAAUAGUCGUCUGGGUGAUAACAGUUCGCCGCAUUCUUUGUCCUCGCGUGGGUAUGGAUCGGAAAAUCUUGGUUGGGUGGAUACGAGUAUGGCGCAGGGCGAGGAAAAUACAUGUACAUUCACUCCCGCGACCCUUUCCCGGGCGGAAAAGGCGAGGAAGUAUUUCGAGUUGGCCAGCGAACAUCGUCGCUUGUUAGAGCAUCUGCCCCCUCUGCGUCCGGAUGGCACCAUCUCGAACGCGCGUAACGGACAUCACACCGACCCUCACGAUCAGACGGGGAAGCUGGGUCGAGCAUACAACCCUCUGCAGGCACUGCGUAAUCGACGCCUUCGCAAUCGCGAGAGACGGCUUCUGGCAGCUCCUCCAGAGACCUGGCAAGAGACCGAUCGCAUUCGUAAGUGGAUCGAUGACCUGGCUGCGAACUCCAAUAAUUCCCAGUAUGGAUCCGACGGGCAUUCGCUGCGACUCCCGCAAUACGAAGGCGAGAUGCCCGUUGACCGGCCCGCCUCAGAAUCAAGACCGCCUCACCGACGGACAAACACAAACCAGUCCGUCAUCACCAGGACGGCCAAUGCAUGGUCGAUCGAUCCGGCAGAGCUGCUAGCUGAUACCUAUUGGCUCGAAACCAAAGACAAUAGAAGCAUCAUUGAAGAUCGACACGGAAGACGGAUUUUCACCGCUCGCAGUCAAGCGGACUCUCCGAGGGUGAGCAAGGAACACGAACGCCAUGGCAACGGACGAACGGAGGAACUUCUGGAUUCCGAGAAUGAUUCCCGUGGCCAUCCUCGAAGGCGAUUGCUACACCUGCCCGAUCGACUCAGAAGACCGCACAUCAGUCAUACUGCAAGCACGACGAGCACUUCCAGCCCAGAAGGUCGCCAGCCACCAGAGUUGUUGUUCGAGAACGUGGAAGAAGGGGGCGAUGAAAACAUUGGGCCUCUCGAGAGACACAUGCGGGAGAUGAUCGACAAAGAUGCGAGAGGCGAAUUGCCCUCUCCAGAACCGAUCUCGCCCGAUCACUGGGACUCGCAACAUACCCACUUCCCGCUGAAAAGGCAUCGCAGUGGCUCUGGCGGAGCGAGACAGAACGCCAGGAACCGACUGGUCAUCGACACCCAUGCCCGUCUUGCAAAGGGAGACCGCAGUGGGCUUGCUUCUCCAGACCAUGGUUUGUCAUCCAUGGACGAAAUGGUAUCCGACUCGCCCAUCUCACCCACGAUGCCAGCUUUUGCUCAUCCCGCAUCGAUCAAUUCUUCGCUACCAGGCAGCAAACAUGCUUCACGAAGCGAGCUUCGACCUGUCACGAGUACCACCCCCUCUGCGCCUCCUCAGGGCAUCGAAAAGGCCAUGACCGCACCUGCAAAGCCUGCCAUUGUCGUGGAGGCUGCAAUGCCGUCCGACAGUGGCGACACUAGCCAGGAUGCUGUGUACGACCAAGGCCGGCCUGGCUCGGCACCGCAGAGACCUAUCCACAGGCGUCAUCGCACGGCUGAUAGCAUUGUCACUGGCGGCUUGCGCCGACUAGGCUCGUCCAAGUCCAACGUGGACGACCUCAGCCACGGUGCCAUCAAAGAAAACGGUGACCCGAACGGACGACGGCUCUUCAAAAACAACCGAAUUUCGGCCAUGGUGCGCAAUGAGAGCACCCGAUUGGGAGAUCGUCUGCGUGGCCAGCGUGAGCAGACGCCGGCCUCUGAUGUGUCCGAGGCAGGCAACGAUUCGCCUCUGAGCAGGCCCGUGGCACUCGAGACGGAGAUUAGCCCGCGCACAUCUCUGGACCAAGGACAAUCGAGGAGUCGCUAUUACCUUCCGAGCCUCAACAGCUUCAAAUCACCCGUCGCUGGGAAGGAGCGCCGGAGAGCGGGGACUUACUCCUCGCCCGAGUCGGACGCGACCGGCCGUCAACAGAAAGCUAUGCGCAACCCCGAGCGCACUUCUCCCGGCGAUCGCCUCAUCCCACAGCGGGCUCCGAUGCCAGCUGUCAAUACCGCCGCUUCAAAGUCUGGCCCGCAGUCCCGCAAGACCGUGUCUCUCCUGUCGCCAACCUCGGCCCAGACCACCAGCGCCGGCUCCCUCUCCAGCACCAGCAGCAUCGCCGAUUUCCGCUCGGGCAGCAUCGACUCCACCGCAUCGACUUCCCAAGGACGACGACGUACCAACACCACCGACUUCGCCGACGCCGCCAAGCGCCACUGGAGUAUCUCCGACCAACACAAAGCCCUCUCCAGCCUCUCCCCGACGGCUUCCCACCUCGCCGCCCGCGACAUCGCCCGCGUCCGCGCCCUGCUCCUCGCCUCGGGGAUCAAAGCCCGCGAGAUCCUCCGCCAGGCCGACUCCAUCCGCAUCUCGCCCUCUCCGACCGCCUCCAAACCCUCUCCGACCAACCCAACCUCCUCCUCCACCACCACCACCCAAAACCCUUGCACCAGCUGGCUCGCCGGCGUCCCCCGGCGGUCCGAACCCCUGGCCGCCGCCCGCCACCUCUCGUCCAACCUGACCGCCGACCUCGCCAGCCUCGAGUCCAGCAUGCACACCUUCCGGACGACCCGCACCGACGCCCUCGCGGCCCGCCUCUCGGCGCUGCAGGAACGCGCGGCGUCGCACCUCGCCGCCCGCGUCCACGGCGCCUGCGACGGCGCGGACCACCUCGUCUUCGCCCUGACGACCCAGCAGCCGCAGGACCUCAAACGGGCGGACGACGCCAUGGACCAGAUGCUCCGCCAGCGCCGCCGCCAGUUCCGCUGGCUGAGGCGCGCCGGCUUCAAGGGCCUGGAGUGGAUGCUCCUCAGCCUCAUGUGGUGGGCCUGGUUCGUCGUCCUCAUCGUCAAUUCGAUCCGGAGGAUCGUCGUGGGCGGGGGCAGGGCCGUGAAGUGGCUGGUCUGGUUCUGA
This is a messenger RNA of Dissoconium aciculare CBS 342.82, 3537 nucleotides long. RefSeq lists its product as uncharacterized. The coding region runs from base 1 to 3537 and encodes 1178 amino acids. The transcript has a single exon. NCBI's taxonomy places the organism in Eukaryota, Fungi, Ascomycota, Dothideomycetes, Mycosphaerellales, Dissoconiaceae. The record is from RefSeq and is a predicted model, not a curated record.